AUGUCAGCCUCGUCUGUGGCAAGUAAUAUUGUGGAGGAUGUGCUCGAUUUUGAGGUGAACAAUGUAGUUGGUGAAGGUAUUUCUGGCAACAGAAACGAAAUUCAGUCCGGCACUCGGCUCUUACAGUAA
Messenger RNA from Haemonchus placei, 129 nucleotides. NCBI's taxonomy places the organism in Eukaryota, Metazoa, Nematoda, Chromadorea, Rhabditida, Trichostrongylidae. The record is from the annotation of a GenBank genome assembly.